GUUUCGCCUUUGUCUGAAUCACACACGAAGAAACAGAGCGACAAUAGAAAGAAGAGAAAAAGAGAGAGUUUCUUCGCCGGAAAGAAAAAUUAAAUUAAAAUCUUCCGCCAAUGUCGUCUCGCCGGAGAGUUCUUCUGAAAGUCAUCAUCCUCGGAGAUAGCGGGGUUGGGAAGACAUCGUUGAUGAAUCAGUUUGUGAAUCGCAAAUUUAGCAAUCAGUAUAAAGCGACGAUUGGAGCAGAUUUCUUGACUAAAGAGGUUCAAAUUGAUGACAGGAUCUUCACUUUACAGAUUUGGGAUACUGCUGGGCAAGAAAGGUUCCAAAGUUUGGGAGUUGCUUUCUACAGAGGAGCUGAUUGUUGUGUUCUUGUGAACGAUGUCAAUGUUAUGAAGUCUUUUGAGAAUCUUAAUAACUGGAGAGAAGAGUUCUUGAUUCAGGCUAGCCCAUCAGAUCCUGAAAACUUCCCGUUUGUCGUGUUGGGAAACAAGACCGAUGUUGAUGGUGGCAAAAGCCGAGUGGUUUCUGAGAAGAAAGCAAAGGCAUGGUGUGCAUCUAAAGGAAACAUUCCUUACUUUGAGACAUCUGCCAAAGAAGGGUUCAAUGUAGAUGCAGCUUUUGAGUGCAUUACCAAAAACGCAUUCAAGAAUGAACCUGAAGAAGAACCGUACAUGCCAGACACCAUUGAUGUUGCUGGAGGUCAGCAACAAAGAUCAACAGGGUGUGAAUGCUAAUCACAGAGAGGGUACUACUAGUCUACUAGUAUUCUGUUUUUCUUUUUCAAAUUUUUAUUUUGUACCACACAAUAUCAAUUGUAAUGUCAGUUCGUUGAAAUGAUUUGUUUUCCAAUAACAGACGAUACAUUAAAAACAUGUAAUUUCAUCA
This is a messenger RNA of Raphanus sativus (radish), 882 nucleotides long. Its product is annotated as ras-related protein RABG3d. Gene Ontology annotation, cellular component: vacuolar membrane. The coding region runs from base 111 to 731 and encodes 206 amino acids. The transcript is spliced from 7 exons. The record is from RefSeq and is a predicted model, not a curated record. Lineage: Eukaryota; Viridiplantae; Streptophyta; Magnoliopsida; Brassicales; Brassicaceae. Gene Ontology annotation, molecular function: GTP binding; GTPase activity.